Molecule: messenger RNA, 2210 nt
Organism: Erpetoichthys calabaricus (reedfish)
Lineage: Eukaryota; Metazoa; Chordata; Cladistia; Polypteriformes; Polypteridae
Product: zinc finger protein
Exons: 7
Coding region: 692-1402 (236 amino acids)
Molecular function (GO): zinc ion binding; nucleic acid binding
Source: RefSeq, a predicted model, not a curated record
AUUCAAAGACACGUUCGCAGCUGGUCCUAGCUUUGCCUUUGCUGUAACACUACGGAUUAAAGAUGUCAGAUGUCUUAGUGCAAUUCUUGCUUAGAGAACGUGGGCUGGAGGGUGGAUAGUGUCUUGCACGUACUCGAGGGUAUCUGAGAAGCCUGACAGCUGUAGAUGCGCAGUCCUGCCAUUCCUGCGCUGGAGUUUACACACACUACUAGACACAAGGCGUGCGCACCACUGAGAGGCGGAAUCCGCGCGUGUCUGUGGCUGACAGGAUCUUUGCUUUUCCCCUUCUCUCCGUCUCUCUCUCUCUCUCUCUCUCGCCCUCUCUCAGGUUGUACGCGUUCUCGUUCUGUGACUGGAUUCAUUGUUUAAAUUUGUGCUGUCGCUUGUAAACUGAAAGCGAUGCAGUGUGCACACUGAGGCCACUGGUUUCCACUUGCUUGCCCUUGUAGUCGCCGUUGACAGGAUGCAGGGAAAUACUGCGUGACUGAGGGGAUCGCAUCAUUCGGCGAGAAGCGGAGCCGCAUACGGACGACCCAAUCCAAUUGGGAGUGCCUCAGUAGUCUUGAAGAAUAAGAAAGAGGUCCGGGGGUAAAAAAAAAAGAACUGACAACUUUUCUUCAUGCAUGGUUUUAUCAUCCUCAGUUAAGGGAUACAGACGGCAGAACAACAUCGCCGUGGGUCUCGGCAGCACAUGGGUGCGGAGAUGAAGUCGGCAGGUGUUGGAAACGGCGGGCUCUUCACUGAUAGCUACUGCAAUAUUUGCAAUGCACAGCUGAUCUCGGAGUCCCAGAGAGUCGCUCACUAUGAGAGCAAAAAACAUGCAAACAAGGUCCGUCUCUUCUACAUGCUUCACCCUGAAGAUGGAGGACCACCUUCAAAAAGACUACGGCCCGACAACCCGGACAGCGAUGAAUGUGAAGUCGACAGGAAUAAGUGCUGCACACUUUGCAAUAUGUUUUUCACUUCUGCGAUCGUCGCACAAUCCCACUAUCAGGGGAAGACACAUGCAAAGCGGGUGCGGCUUGUCCUUGGUGAGCCACCUAGCACCCCCAACACUACAGAAUCCGCACCCUGCACGCCACAACCCAAUGACCCAGCACCUCCCCCAACAUGGCCUACUGGUCGAGACAAUGAGGCAGGGAAGUUCUGUUGCCUGUGUGGUGCCUGGUUUAACAAUCCACUAAUGGCACAACAGCAUUACGAGGGAAAAAAGCACAAAAGGAAUGCAGCGAGAACGAGGUUGUUGGAGCAACUGGCGGGGAGCCUAGGAGCAACAGAGAGCACAGUUCUUCGAAGCAGUUACUCGUGUCAUGUCUGCAAUGUGGUCCUCAACUCCAUCGAACAAUACCAUGCACAUCUUCAGGGAUCCAAGCACCAGAACAACUUGAAGCAGCAACAGUGAGAAUCUCCCUCUGACACCUGGAAGAGAAGAUGACAGUGUGUUUCAGAUCCCCCUUGGGAGAAACAUUAACAAUCUUCAAGGGAAAAAAAUCUAUUUGGCAAAGUCUGACUUCAUUUUCUAAAGAAAUAUUAUUAAAAAAUGGAAAAGGGCAUCACAGAACUGUAUGUGGUGUGUAAUAUAUUUUAAGCCACCUAUCUCCUAUCCCACCCAUUAUUUUUGCAGCCAGAGGGAGACUUUAGCCAGUUUGCAUUAAUUUAGUUUGUCUGAUUUCAAGACUUGAUGCAACUGCAAAUUGAAGAUGACAAAAACCCUGGAAUAUGAAGACGAAGAAUUUCCCUGGAAUACAAGCCUCUCCGCACCUUGCUUAUAUAAGGAAUGGGUCACUCAGAGAAAGCCUCACUCAACAGAGCCAGAAUGGGCCAGCAGCCUCCAUGGUCCAUGUUCAUCUUGAGUGUAAGACACAGUUACGUGUGACUUAGGAAGCUCGCCAAGGUCAUGCACUGGUGUGCUUAAGUUCAACGGGUGUUCGUCAAGCUCGAGUUGAUACAAUCUAGGUCAAUCCAUAUGUUGUCCUGAAUUUCUGACCUACUUCAACAGGCCUGUUUGGUAUCAUUUCAGGAGCCACUACAGCAUAGGGAAGUCGAUUGGAAUACAGUUUUUUAUUACUGUUUAUAAUACUAGACAUGCUGAGCCAAACACAUUAUAAAAUAAAUAGGCUUGUUUGUUUCUGAAAUAAAACAGAAGUUUUGUCUCAAUUUGAUUUGUUUGGUUUUGCAAAGUUGCUCUUCAUGUAAUGUACAAACAAACC